Molecule: messenger RNA, 778 nt
Organism: Brassica rapa (field mustard)
Lineage: Eukaryota; Viridiplantae; Streptophyta; Magnoliopsida; Brassicales; Brassicaceae
Product: 50S ribosomal protein L18
Biological process (GO): translation
Cellular component (GO): ribosome
Molecular function (GO): structural constituent of ribosome; 5S rRNA binding
Source: RefSeq, a predicted model, not a curated record
UUGUAAAAAUUGUAAAUCGAGACGGUGAAGUAAGCCGACGAGCCUUAUCCCGUCCAGUUACUUUCUCACAAUCAAGGCUCGACGAAGAUGUCUUGCUUGGUCGUCUCAUCAACUUGCUCGCUCCUCCCCUUCGACUCUAGUCUCACUGGUUCAACUCGUUCCAGCAAACUCGGCUCUUCACUCUCAUGGCAAUCUUCAUUUCCCAAAUUCUCCAUCGAUAUCGGCUCUGUUAUUUCCUCUCCCAUUGUCAAGAAGGACUCUUUUAUUCAAGCUGCCUGGACUAGGAGAUCACGUGGCGAAGCAGCGAAAAGACCCAACAAGAAGUCAUGGAAGCAAAGAACUGACAUGUACAUGAGACCUUUCCUGCUCAACGUCUUCUUCUCCAGGAAGUUCAUUCACGCCAAAGUUAUGCAUAGACCAACAAGCAAAGUCAUCUCAGUGGCCACCACUAACGCAAGAGAUAUAAGGACGAAUAUACCUUCUCUUGUGGAUGACGAAGCGUGCAGACUCAUCGGCAAGCUCAUAGCUGAGCGCUCAAUGGAAGCAGACGUCUACGCUGUGUCCUAUGAGCCAAGAAAGGGAGAGAGGAUUGAAGGGAAGCUAGGGAUUGUUAUCGAUACCAUUAAAGAACAUGGCAUUAUUUUUGUUCCUUGAUUUGGCAUUUUCAUUACCAAGAAUGGUCUGUGUUCUGUUUUGCAUAAUGGUUCAAGAACACAUAGUUGUUACAAAGACAGUGGAGUAUUAAAAGGUGAUUAUAUAAUUAUAUUAUUGUUAUGUA